Messenger RNA from Pimephales promelas (fathead minnow), 1816 nucleotides. RefSeq lists its product as uncharacterized. The record is from RefSeq and is a predicted model, not a curated record. Gene Ontology annotation, molecular function: signaling receptor activity. Gene Ontology annotation, biological process: regulation of neuroinflammatory response. Lineage: Eukaryota; Metazoa; Chordata; Actinopteri; Cypriniformes; Leuciscidae.
AUGUGGGAGAAGAAUAUGAAAUGAUAAAAAAAAUGGAGGAGUGUUCAAUAGCGUCACACUGCUGAAGGAAACAAAAGGAGGAGAACUCAGAGAAGGGAAAGAGAGAAUGAGUGAAGUUAGAUAGAGAGAUAAACAGAUGGGGAAAAACUUCCGAAGCUCAACGAAUCAGCAUGUAUAACUUUAUUCUUAAGACUUUGAUAAAGUCAGUCUAAGUUUAUUGUCAAAAAAUAAGAGAAUGCUUGGCAUUUCAGUUCUUAUGAAAAAGGUACUUUGACUACAAGUAUUAAGUCCGCAUAACCCGGGAGUACAGAGACAAAAAAAGUCAUUUAAAGGUGAGCGAAGAGGCAUCUGACUGGAGAUUUGUACAGUAGCGAUGGCGAACAGUAAGACAUUGACGGUAGUUGUCCUCCUGAGCAUCUUUUUGACAAGAAGUCACACAAGAGGAGAACACACUGCAUCACAUCUGAGUCAAGAGGAUGUGAUUGAACAAAAACUGACAGAUUUUAAAGAGCAGAUCUUUGUGGAGGGAAGCGAUGUGUCUUUAUGGUGUGCCAAUAAUGUCACUGAUGUCAAAUUGAAUGAAUUAAUAUUUAUUGUGUGGAACAUCAGUAUGCAGGGCAAAAAAUGUUAUCUUGGUUCAGAAACCAAACUGGACAACACUUGUAAUGAUGGAAAGAGGCUGUACAACACUUCAAAUGGAGUUUCAUUAUUCAUUCCCAAGAUUUCAAUGGAAGAUGAAGGAUUUUACUAUUGUGAUUUAUCAAUAAAAGGAGGAAGCAAAAGUGUAAAUGUCUCUGUAAGCGUUAUCCGCCUGAAAACUCGUCUGGACAUUGAACAUGGUCAGAGGAUUGCUGUCUGUGAGGCCACAUAUAAAAAGACGAAACCCACUCUUCACUGGGAACCUGCCAUGAACUUUUCCUUCAUACACAAGCAGAUGGACAAUUUUUUAAUUAUUGAGAGUCGAGUACAUCUUCCUGAUAAUGUGACCAUCAGUAACCUCACCUGUGUGGCGUCAUACCCCUCUGUGUCCGGCUCUCUGCGACAGAAGAGCACACUGGAUAUUACAACACGAGGAAAAGAAACAAGAAUAUCUACAUGGGAAAUUAUUGGCAUAUCACUCGGUUCUGUUUUUUUGAUUCUUGCGUCUCUGGCCGCGGCUUACCUACUAUGCAGAAAACGCAAGCACAUAAGUUCAUUGAAGAUGCUUUGCUGCAAAUCCAAAAUCUCACCACCAGCUGAAGACAAACCACCCCAGCCCACUAAUGUGGAAGAGGUGGAGCCUUAUGCAAGUUAUAUACAGCGAGUCAAUUCCAUCUACAACUCCUCAGCUGAACUCUGCAAUGCCUAACCGACACAACACACACUCACUUUUCAUGAUGAAACAGGAUGCCAGAAGAGCACUGAAAAUUAAGAGGGCAAAGACAUUUCUGUGGUUAAAAUUGCACAUUGAAAACAAUACUAGUGGAAAACAGUCAUCUCAUGAGAGCAUCCCAAUGCGAACAGCGCCUGACUGAGGAACAAAAGUCACACUGAGUCAAAUUGUGAACGAUAAUGACAGAGGAACAUUUGUCUCAGUAUAUGAUGAAGAAUGACUGGGACAACUUCGGAAUCAGUGAUAUCACUAAUAUGUAGAUUUGUAGACAGUACCUUAGAUAUUAAUCAUUUAAUCGUUCUUUUUACAUUUGUACAUAUCUUUCCUUUCUGAGAGUUAAAGGUCAAAAUCAACCCAUUGUCCGCUAUUAACAAUACUAAAGUUUUUAAAUAUUGCAAAGGAUUCAAAUUAUGUAAAUAUUUUUUUUUUUAUCACUUUUCAGUA